This is a messenger RNA of Sclerotinia sclerotiorum 1980 UF-70, 636 nucleotides long. RefSeq lists its product with no specific name. Bases 1 to 636 code for a protein of 211 amino acids. Gene Ontology annotation, cellular component: cell wall. The transcript is spliced from 4 exons. The record is from RefSeq and is a predicted model, not a curated record. NCBI's taxonomy places the organism in Eukaryota, Fungi, Ascomycota, Leotiomycetes, Helotiales, Sclerotiniaceae.
AUGCUCCUCAAACUCGCACUUGUCUGUCUGGGCAACCUCGUUACUUCAAUCUGUUGCAUCGAUGUAACAGUAAAUUCCAUUCUCGAUGCUGAGAUCAAAGUUGCUUCUAGCCAGCUUGACAAAAUGAAUCUUCCGUUGAAUAACAACCUGACUUGGUUCUUCGAUUUCACAACGCAACCUCACUACACCUACACGCCAGGCGCUGUCGUCAACGCUGAUGCUGCUACAUUUCCUGCUUCAACUAAUUACGGCAUGACGAUGGCGUUGAUAAAUUUGGGCCCAUGUGGAAUGUUACCUCCUCACUACCAUCCGCGUGGGACGAAUUUGUGGUGGCAGUUGAGGGCUAAGAUUAUCAAUGCUAAAUGGAAUCAAGGUUGUACCAAAGCUACUCUUGUGUCGGCGCUGAAUUCGGAGGAUGCAGGGACACAGAAUAUUCUUAAUGGGUUUGCACAACUGCCAAAGAAUGUAAUGACAGCUGCUUUUGGUAAUCCGAUAGGAGGGUUCAACCUGCCUCCUAUACCAGAACGUGCCUGGCAGCUUGCAGAGGGAAAAUGUGACACUGAAUCUAGCGCUCUCUCAACUUGGCGUUCGAUGAUUGGAUGUACAACACAAUAUGGCGUCGCUGUCGUUUGGUGA